Molecule: messenger RNA, 2460 nt
Organism: Puma concolor (puma)
Lineage: Eukaryota; Metazoa; Chordata; Mammalia; Carnivora; Felidae
Source: RefSeq, a predicted model, not a curated record
AUGAAGAACUCUGGGCUCUUCCACUUCUUGGCUGCCGUGGACGGUGCUGCCACGAGCAGGAGGGUGGCCUGUUUGAGGGCCCGCCACACCGCCUUGCGUGACCAAGGCAGCCGGGUACCAGCCUCGACCCGGAGUGUGCAGACCACAGGUGGCACACAGCUGGCUUCCUGUCAGACCACCGGCCUCACUUUCCACCCCAGCUACUCAGAGCGGCCCCUGGGCCUGGCCCGGGCCAGCCUGCUUCCACACGGCAUCCACGGGCCCCGCGUGCAGCCCACGGCCCACUUGGCUCUGGGAGCCUCGGGGAGCGUGGGCCUGUGUCUCCUGGAGGACUCCAGGGUGUCCUGCCCACGCCAGCUCCCAUCAGCAGGGCCUACGUGGUGGCACCCGGUGUGCCCUCUGGACGCGUGGCUGCUGUUCGUGGAGCUUCUCUGGAGCUGCUGGGACUGCUGGGGCACCAGCGUCAAGGCGGAGGUGAGGCGGCUAGACCGGGGCUUGCUCGUCCCUGGGAGGGGCCUGGCCGCUGCCUUGAGGACGCUGCCCAUGUUCCAUGAUGAGGACCACGCCCGGGCCCUUGGCCUCCCGGAGGACACCCUGGUGCUGCCGCCCGCCAGCCCUGACCAGAGGGUCAUCUACACGGUACUGGAGUGCCAGCCCCUCUUCGACUCCAGUGACAUGACUAUCACCGAGUGGGUUCAGAUUGCCCAGACCAUCGAGAGACACUAUGGGCGGUACCACGGGUUCGUGGUCAUCCACGGCACUGACACCAUGGCCUUCGCGGCCUCCGUGCUGUCCUUCGUGCUGGAGAACCUGCAGAAAACCGUCAUCCUAACUGGUGCCCAGGUGCCCAUCCACGCCCUAUGGAAUGAUGGCCGUGAGAACCUGCUGGGGGCCCUGCUCAUGGCCGGCCAGUACGUGAUCCCCGAGGUCUGCCUGUUCUUCCAGAAUCAGCUGUUUCGGGGCAACCGAGUGACCAAGGUGGACUCGCGCAGGUUUGCGGCCUUCUGCUCCCCCAACCUGCCCCCUCUGGCCGUUGUGGGCGCUGACGUCAUACUCAACCGGGAGCUGGUGCGGAAGGUCCGAGGGAAGGAGCGGCUGGUGGUGCACAGCAGCGUGGAGCGUGACGUGGGGCUGCUGCGUCUCUACCCCGGGAUCCCCGCUGCCCUGGUUCGGGCCUUCCUGCAGCCCCCCCUGAGGGGCGUCGUCAUGGAGACGUUCGGCUGCGGGAACGGGCCCACCAAGCCGGACCUGCUGCGGGAGUUCCGGGCCGCCACCGAGCGAGGGCUCCUCAUCGUCAACUGCACACACUGCCUUCAGGGCACCGUGACCUCUGGCUACGCAGCCGGCAUGGCCGUGGCGGGAGCUGGCAUCGUCUCGGGCUUUGACAUGACGUCGGAAGCUGCCAUGGCCAAGCUGUCCUACGUGCUGGGCCAGCCGGGGCUGAGCCUGGACAGCAGAAAACAGCUGCUGGCCAGGGACCUCCGGGGGGAGGUGACGCUGCCCGCGGGGGACGAGCACCAGCCCUCGCUGACUUGUAGCACGCUGGGCCGGGGGGUCGCCCAGCUCCUCAGUCUGAGCCAGGAGGCCGAUGCAGUGCGGGAAGCUCUGACGCCUGGCCUGGCCUGUGCUGCGGCCCAUGCGGGCGACCUGGACGUGCUGCAGGCACUUGUGGAGCUGGGCAGUGACCUGAGCCAAGAGAACUUUAACGGUCAGACCCCUCUGCACGCGGCUGCCCGGGGAGGCCACCCCGAGGUGGUCACCAUGCUGCUGCAGAGAGGGGUGGGUGUGAGCGCCCGGGAUGAGGAUGGACUGAGCCCGCUGCUGCUGGCGGUGAAGGGCAGGUACCUGGGCCAUGACUGGCCCUCAGACACAGGGGGCCACAGUCCAGCGGGGGAGCCUUCCGUCCUGUGUGGGGCAGAGGAAACUUACUGGGCCUGGGGCCUGGACAGCAGCCCCACCCUGGAGGUUCUGCAGAAAGGUCACCACUUCCAGGUUUCCAGCUGCUUCUGCCUACAGGAGGGUGCACGGGAGCCCACUCCCCACCCGGGGGCCGAGCCGGAAAGGGACCGAACGCCAGCACCGUUGGGAGGGGGUGCCCGCGGACACAGGAAGGAGCUGAGCUCGGCAGCCCUGGGCCUGGCCUGCACCCCGCCCACCACCAACACCCUCCCCGGAGACCUCCGGGGCCCCCGCUCCCCUGUGCCCCAGUAUCCCCAGGCCUGCCUUGGUGUCACUCGGGGCAUCUGUGAGGUCAGAGUCAUGUUAGCGACUGGCUGCAGUGUGCCUGGGCUGGACAGCCACCAACCCCGUGAACUGGGCUCUGUGGUGCUGAGCCCGCUCUCGCUAUGCAGGUGGAGGGCCGCCGUGGGCAACGGCAGAGCCUCCCUGGACGGUGCCCACAGGAUCACCCCGGUUUGCCCGGGACUUGCUGGUUUUAGCCCUGAAAGUGUCGUGGUCUAG